This is a messenger RNA of Meriones unguiculatus (Mongolian gerbil), 1132 nucleotides long. RefSeq names its product proteasome 20S subunit beta 9 (gene Psmb9). Gene Ontology annotation, molecular function: threonine-type endopeptidase activity. The record is from RefSeq and is a predicted model, not a curated record. Lineage: Eukaryota; Metazoa; Chordata; Mammalia; Rodentia; Muridae. The transcript is spliced from 6 exons. Gene Ontology annotation, cellular component: proteasome core complex. Bases 244 to 903 code for a protein of 219 amino acids.
GUCCGCGCCUUCCUCCCGUGCUCGCAGGAACGUUCCCACCCCAGGCUCCACCCAGCUGGAGGGCGGACCCUGUCGUCACCUGUCUCUGGGCAGACCUGCCCCGCGCAGGUUGGCCCAGGGCGCCCAGGGCCUAGCGGAGCUGCACGCCCCUUGCGCGCCGCGGGGCGGGGCGGGGCCGCAGGCUGCGAGCUGUCCACGCUGCGCGCGGCGGCGGAUUGGGAAGCCCAGCUCCGCUCUGCUAGGAUGCUGCGGGCCGGAGCGCCCACCGCCGGCUUGGCCCGGACGGCAGAAGUCCACACCGGGACAACCAUCAUGGCGGUGGAGUUUGACGGGGGCGUCGUGGUGGGGUCCGACUCCCGUGUGUCGGCAGGGACAGCGGUGGUGAACCGAGUGUUUGACAAGCUCUCCCCUCUGCACCAGCGGAUCUACUGUGCCCUCUCCGGUUCCGCUGCCGAUGCCCAAGCCAUAGCUGACAUGGCCGCCUACCAGCUGGAGCUGCACAGCCUGGAACUGGAGGAGCCGCCCCUUGUUCUGGCGGCUGCGAAUGUGGUGAGGAACAUCUCCUACAAGUACCGCGAGGACUUGUCAGCGCACCUCAUGGUGGCUGGUUGGGACCAGCGUGAAGGGGGCCAGGUGUAUGGAACCAUGGGAGGGAUGCUGAUCCGACAGCCCUUUGCCGUCGGUGGCUCCGGCAGCACAUACAUAUAUGGCUACGUAGACGCAGCUUUCAAGGCGGGCAUGAGCCCUGAGGAGUGCCGACGCUUCACCACAGAGGCCAUCGCUCUGGCCAUGAACCGCGAUGGCUCUAGCGGAGGGGUCAUCUACCUGGUGACCAUUACGGCCGCCGGCGUGGACCACCGGGUAAUCCUGGGAGAUGAGCUGCCGAAAUUCUACGACGAGUGAUUUGUCCCCGGACUCACCUCAUUGUUUGUAAUAAACUUCAUGGAGCCAGAAGCUGGUGUGACGGAUAGAGGACCCAAGGUGAAAGGGUGUCAGAGAGGAACACUGUGAGGAGGGAAGGUUCCUCCCAACCCAGAUAGCACCAUGGCCUUUCAUUCUUUUUCUUAAAAUAAACUUUAUAAUAAAAAAAAACACUUGUCAAUAAAAAUAAAUAAAACGUAUAAAUGAAUAA